Messenger RNA from Rotaria sp. Silwood1, 1596 nucleotides. The record is from the annotation of a GenBank genome assembly. NCBI's taxonomy places the organism in Eukaryota, Metazoa, Rotifera, Eurotatoria, Philodinida, Philodinidae.
AUGAAAGUAUAUUCUCAUGUGAAACCUACCAGAAACAUAUCACCACCUCCACCACUUCCACGAGAUCGGCGACCAAAACCAAAAAAACGACCUCAACCAUUAGUAUUAACACGCAUUCCAACACAGAAAACUCCAACACCUGAUGCAUCACCAAAAUCACCGACACUCAAUGAGUCACGGAAACCAUCAAUACACGGCAAGGCAUCACCAAUAUCAUCAGCACGCAGUUCAUCACCAGAAGUUUCAUCAUCAGUUCCUUCUCUCCACAUAGCAAAUAUUGUCACAGAGCCCAACUUAACAUUAAUCGAUAUGGUUCCGACUUCAUUUAACCCUAAUAAACAACCUGAUGAUGAUGAUGAUGAAGAUGAUAUUAUCUAUCCAGAAGGUGUUACUGACUUUCGUCCAUAUAAAACUGUGGCUCGCUAUCGAAAAGCAAUUGGUGAAUCGAUUGAUUUUCGUCUCAAACCACUUCUUGUUGGUGAAGACUCUACAGAAACACUUGUUAUAGGACUCGAAAACUUUGCUCAGGAACAUGAUUGUAACUUGAUUUUUACAGAUGAAGAUCAACGAUUCGAUAAGAGUAUCUAUCGCGCAGCAGCUGGUCUCGUUGAUUUAGGCAGUAUUCAUCUUUUGGCUACUGAUUCUUUGCUUACGGCUAACUUUCAAUUCGAAAUCGAUCUUGAUUUUGAUCAAGUGAUUGUUCAAUCUGAUGACACGGUAGAAAAAUUUGUACAAGACUUUUGUGAAGCCAUUUCCAAAGUACUUUCCUGUGAAAGUGGUAAUGUUCGUGUAUUUUCUAUCAAUAAACUAGCUGAUGAAGAAGGAAAGAGUCAAGUGAAGUUUGGCUUGACUACACCAGAACCAAAAAGAACUGAACAAUUAGCUCAUGAUUUGAAGACUUAUGCUCGUUCUGGCUUUGGAACUGAGACAAUUCUUCAACAUGUUAAACCAGGAGAAUAUGAAUGUUUAUGGAAGUCUGUACUUAGCUAUUUACAAAUACGACCUAGUGAUUUAGAUCCUCGAUUCAACUUCGACUAUCGGAUGCCGGAUGUACCUGAACAAGACACACGUGGAGGUUAUCCCUAUUAUCUUCCACUUGGAUGGUAUCGUCAUGGAUUGAAUGUUCUUCAUAAAUAUGGUAAAGAUACUCUUUGGAUUGGUCAAGUGAAUGCAGAAGGAGAAUGGCCUGUUGCUUUUCAUGGAACACAUUCAGGCGCAGCUAGUAGCAUUGUACAACAUGGUUUAUUGCCAAGUGCUGUCAAGACGGAUGUCAUGAGACAAGAAGCAAUAGAAGAAAUUGGAGAAGAAGCGAAUCAACCAGGACUUUAUAUGGCCACACAUUGUGAAGGUGGAUCAUAUCCUGCAUAUACUACAACCUUCACUGUGACUACAUUUCCUGAUAAGAGUGAACGAUUUAGUCUUGUUUUUCAAUGUCGAGUACGACCUGGCAAGUUUACAACUCAUACAAAACCUGUUAGUGUAGGUGAAGCAUGGCGUAUUGUUGAUCCAACUGCAAUACGACCAUAUGGGAUUUUGGUUAAAAAAGAAGAUCCAAUCAAACCAGAAGAAGAAGAAGAAGAAGAAGAAGAAGAUUAA